Molecule: messenger RNA, 1131 nt
Organism: Aureobasidium namibiae CBS 147.97
Lineage: Eukaryota; Fungi; Ascomycota; Dothideomycetes; Dothideales; Saccotheciaceae
Product: Mg2+ transporter protein
Exons: 3
Coding region: 1-1131 (376 amino acids)
Biological process (GO): mitochondrial magnesium ion transmembrane transport
Cellular component (GO): mitochondrial inner membrane
Molecular function (GO): magnesium ion transmembrane transporter activity
Source: RefSeq, a predicted model, not a curated record
AUGCGAUGUACUGAAUUCGACGGUGAUGGCAAAGUCACACUGGUCAACGGCGCAUUCAAGAAGAGCGAGCUUAUAGCCAAGUGUGGUCUUCUGCCUCGUGAUCUUCGAAAAAUCGACUCUGCUUCGCUGCCGCACAUUCUCGUACGCCCUUCGGCCAUUCUGAUAAAAAUUCUACAUAUAAGCUGUCUCAUCAACCACAACCGAGUUCUGGUGUUUGAUGCCUACGGAACAACCGAUUCGCAUACCCAGUCCAUCUUCAUGUACGAUCUGGAAGGCAAACUUCAGCUGCGAGAAGGCCGAUCUGCCGACACCCUACCAUACGAGUUUCGCGCGCUGGAAGCUGUUUUGAUAAGCGUCACUUCGGCGCUCGAGGGAGAAUUUGAAGGCGUGCGCGAGCCUGUGGUACAAGUUCUGAGAGAGCUUGAAGAAGACAUUGAUCGCAACAAGCUGCGUCACCUGUUGAUCUAUUCGAAAAAGCUGGGUACAUUCGAGCAGAAAGCGCGCUUAGUUCGUGAUGCCAUUGAUGAUCUUCUCGAGGCAGAUGACGAUCUGUCAGACAUGUACCUGACCGAGAACGCGAAUGGGGUGAUACGCGAAGAGGACGACCACACCGAAGUCGAGAUGUUGCUCGAAUCAUACUACAAGGUAUGCGACGAAAUUGUGCAGGCGAGUAGUAACUUGGUCAGCAACAUUCGCAAUACCGAAGAAAUCGUCAAAGCGAUCUUGGAUGCAAAUCGCAACUCGUUGAUGCUCUUGGAUCUACAGUUCACGAUUCUGGCACUUGGUAUCGGUGUAGGCACCUUCUUUGCUGGUCUCUACGGCAUGAACUUGAAGAACUUCAUCGAAGAAACCGACUUUGGGUUCCCGCUGGUCAGCAUAUCUUGCGGCGUCUUCUGUAUGAUUGCCAUAGUCUGGGGUCUCAGGAAGCUUCGAAAGGUACAACGACUCAGCAUGUGGGGUGAGAGCGGAAGUCUGUCACCAGAGAACUCGAACCGCCGUGGACGAGGCAGUUGGAGAGAGAUCGAACCACAGAGCCAGUUGUCGGGCGAAAGCAGAGUCGACCGGACUGUUCGAUGGAAACAAGAUCAGCGCAUGGGCAAGAUGCAGGAAGGCUCUUCUGAGCCGCUGUAG